ACCAUAAGAAACUGCUAAAAAUAAACACAGUUUGUGAGAAAGACUAUGAUUGAAAAAAUACUUGAUGAAGAUCUAAUUUAAUGUUUUUGCGAGGAUAUUGGUGUUGAGCAGAUGGAGUCUAAACAGUGGUGACUGAACAACUAAGGUGACAGUACAGAGCCUUGCAGAACUACAUAUAUCCGAGUCACGAAAGAUCGAUAACUUAUUUGUUGUUAAAGGAUGUUAAGUGUUUAGUAAUAGUGACUAAUUGGUAUGGGUGAUACAACACCUACAGGGUUUAGUGAUUCUAGAUCUGAUGAUUGUGAUUACUAUUAUCAUUCUCCAACACAUUAUCCACAUAAUUCAGAUACAAUGUUUAAUGUUGGAACUCGUCAUUUCCCAUGUGAAAACUGUGACAAGAUCUUCACAGAUCCCAGUAAUCUACAGAGACAUAUAAGAUCCCAGCAUAAUGGAGCUAGAUCCCAUGCUUGUGUGGACUGUGGCAAAACCUUCGCCACUUCUAGCGGACUGAAACAACACCAACACAUUCACAGUAGUGUAAAACCAUUUAUUUGUGAAGUAUGUCUCAAAUCCUACACCCAGUUUUCAAAUUUGUGCCGCCACAAGCGUAUGCAUGCCGAUUGCCGCCAACAAACCAAAUGCAAUAAUUGCAACCAGACUUUCACCACUGUUGCCUCUCUGAGUAAGCACAAGCGAUUUUGUGACAGCUCUCUAAAGAAUAAAAUCGAUCUUAGCACGUCCACUGACAGUACAGUCGGUUGCCUUAGUAAGACUAAUAGUCCGUUUUCAUGGAAUUGGAUCGAUCUAAGUCAAUUUCGUUUCAAUGACAUGUUUUAUUCGAAAUUUGGUUCUUUCUUGCCAGAAGGGUUUUUGUCUCUACAAAAUAUGUUGAAUGACCCCAAUAUAUCUGUUGAUUGUCUGCAAUUAAUCAGCGAUGGUCUUACAUUGGAUGAGAAGCAGACCUUUGAUGAAUUAGAUAGAGAUUCUGAUCCAAGUAUUGACAGUGAUCGAGAGAAUAGCUCAGGCUCAGAUGUAGAAUGCUUUUCCACAGAUGAACUGGAAAACAUGGAAAUCAGCAAUUCCGAUUUCUUUUAUUUUAUGUCCACGGAGAUCUUGCCAGCCUUACACUCAUUAGAUUUAAAAUGCACAAAUUUGGAGAUACAAAGUCUCUGCGCAGAUUUAGGGGAAAUGUUUUCUGUUUAUUUGAAAUCGCCAGCCGUAGAAUUUCCUCUUGAUUUGUCUCAAACACAUGUCAUUGAGAGGCCGAGGAUUUCUCAUAUUUAUGAAACUGUGAAGUACAGCAAGGCUAAUUUUCCUCUGAUAAGACCCGUACUGGAGUCGAUGAUAUCGUUUAACCACAAUGAAAUUCGUCUGUUGAAAAAUACCACAAAAUUUAUGCCCAGGAUGACAUCUGCUCCGGUCUCCCAAGAACGUAAAAAUUAUCUCAUGCCCCCGCAAACAAACAUAAACAAAUUUCCAGAGCCUUAUCAAUUUAAACACAUUAAUAAAAUGAAAGAAAGAUACUGCUGUAAAUUUUGCGGAAAACAUUUUCCCCGCUCUGCAAAUCUUACUCGCCAUUUAAGAACACACACAGGAGAACAACCUUAUAACUGUAAAUAUUGCGAACGUUCAUUUUCGAUAUCGUCUAAUCUACAACGGCAUAUUCGCAACAUACACAACAAGGAGAGGCCAUUUAAAUGUCCAUUAUGCGACCGGUAUUUCGGCCAGCAAACUAAUUUAGAUCGUCACUUAAAAAAGCAUGAUUCGGUUAAAUCUAUGGAAGGGGAUCUUUUUUUUCACAAAGAUGAUUAAAGAUUAUUAUUGUACCAGUAAUGCAUUUAGAUUGUUAAUCAGUAUUACAAUAUUCUAAAUAUUUUGUCAAAUGGAAGUGGUAUAAUAGAGGUUAACGUCCAUUUCCACCACAUAUCUAGUAAAAUUAAUGUUUUUAUGGGAACAAAUGUGUAUUGUUAAAGGGCAAUAUGAAUACUUAAAAUACAGAUGUGACGUCAUCCUUUGAUGUUGACUACCUUUAUUUCAAAUAAUGGUACAUAUAAUGUGCCAAAUGUACAUUAUUUAUACUAGUUGAAAUAUUGGACCCGUGUGACAUAUUUCAUUGAAAUGCACGGGCUAGAUAUUAGAUAGUGUCUGUAUUUUAAGUUCGUUAAUGGUCUUGUGCAAGACAUUGCGUAAUAUAUAGAUAUAGCACUUAUGCUAACGCACUUGUGCAAUAUCAUUGAAAUGCACGUGCUGGAUAGUGUCUGUAUUUUAAGUUGUUUAAUGGUCUCGUGCAAGACAUUGUGUAAUAUAUAGAUAUAGCACUCAUGCUAACGCACUCGUGCAAUAUCAAUAUAUUAAUUAAGGCCUCACACUCGAUCAUUAAACUACACUUAAUAACUUACCAAACUAAGAACAAAGUAAUUGAAUUUUAUGGUAAAAUUUGCCAUCAGUGAUGAGACAAAAUAAAGAUUUUUGCAAAAUUAUACUUUACAUACAAUCAAUCUCGUAUUCCAGAAACAUUGCCAUUUGCAAAACAUUUUUUAUCAGACAUAUAACAAAUUAUUCUAAUUAACAAAUCUACUGAAGGAAAACUUCUUAUCACUAUCCCUUUUUCCCUUUAUAUUGCAUUAUUUACUCUAUCAGAGAUUUCUUUUUAACAUUACCAAAGGUAACUAAUGGAAUCAAAUCGAGUGAAAAGCCAAACCUGUUUUGCUAGUCACACAAAUGUAUUUAAUCUGAUCUGACUUUUUUCAAGCCUCUCAAAUCUGAAAUUUUAUGAGGUAUUAAUUGUUAUUGUGUAUUUUUCGGAAAUGUUAUGUUGUUAUUGAAAUAACAAGGAGGAUACAGGGUUGUUACAUGUAAUAUUAAUCUGAUCUGAUAUUUUUUUCAUGAAGGCUCUCAAAUCUGAAAUUGUAUUGGGUAUUAUUGUUAUUUUGUAUAUUUUGAAAUAACAAAGAGAACACAGGGUUAUUGCAUGUAAUAGUAAUAUUAUCUUAUCUAUUUCAAAAAGCCUCUCAAAUCUUGAAUUUUAUGAGGUAUUAAGUGUUAUUGUGUAUUGUUUGAAAAUGUUAUAUUGUUAUUGAAAUAACAAAGAGGACACAGGGUUAGUGCAUGUAGUAUUAUUAGUAAUAAAAAUCAUAUACAUAACUCUUAUACAUUCUUUUUUUUAUAAAACACUAUAUUUGAUGAGGAUCGAUUCUUUUUUGAUCUGAUUAAGCAUGUGGUAUUAGAGGUAGAUAUAUUCUAUGCAUAUAUUAUAUACAUGAUUUUAAUUACAAUACUUACUUUAUUAUUAUACAUUGUAUUUGUCUUUAAAAUUUUUACCAUUAUUCAUGAAUUCAUUUAUAAUAAUGACCAGUAUUAUUUUAGAGGCCAUUAAAUUUUACGUACAACUUUUGUACAAUUUUUCUGUAAUAAAUAUGUACAUUGUAUAUAUAUAACAUAUUUUUAUUGAGGGACCAUUAUUAUUAUUAUAAUUCUUGCCCAACACAUUUACAAAUAUGAAAAAAAAAGAUUCCUUUAUGCUUACCUUUUUAUAAUUCGAAUGUAUUCCAAAUACAAAUUUAAUAUUUUUAUUGUUAUUUUAUGCCAAAAUUGAUGUUUAAGUAUUGCCAAUCAGUGUCUCUUAAUUGCCAAAAUUUUUAUUAAUUAUUAUACUUUAUAUAUGUCAUUAUGUAUCAGAUGUGUGGUUCAAAGAUUUUUUUACAAAUAUCCACAGAAAAUUAAGUGCAUCUUAUGAAUAGGGAAAUAUGUUAUUAAUGCCCUUGUUUUAUUGCCAAAGGAGUAUUUUAUAUUUUAACUUGAGUCCCAUUAUGACUAACAGAUUCUUUUUGUUCCAUGUACAUGUAGACAAAGCAUCUUCCUGCAAUAUUUUAUGGUUUUCUAGAUAGUACACCAUCGCCAUUGAUUCAUUAAAAAACACUGGCAAUGUUCUUAUUAUAGUAUUUAUUAGUUUUAUGGUCAACUUAUUUUCUUGUCAUUAUAUGUUGGUCGUUAGGGUAUGGGAUACCUGUUGUAUUAAUGUUUUUGUAAUUGUUUUGUACCAAAUUGUAGUCCAAUUUCUCAUACCUAUGUUUUUAAUACAGAACAAAAAUUAUGAUCCUGUAUUGUAAUGCAUACUGAGACUCACAUUUUUCCGGACUGAAAAGCUUAGUAUUCCGAACCAAUGUAAGAUAAGGAUGUUAUAAUCAUUGAGAGUUCGCAUUACUUUCUAUUGAUUUCAUGCCACCAUCUUUAUUGUUACUGAAAACCUGAAGGGUAGUUACCAUCAAAAAAAACCUUUUUAACCCUUCAUUAAAUUUAAAAACAGAAAAUGACUUUUAGCCUUCUAGGUUUAACCUUUAAACUGUACGUUAAGUAUUUGGUAAUGUUUAUCCAAUAAAUUCAUUGGAAUAAGUACUACCGGUAGGUCUCUUAGUUUGGUUGUAUUUGCCACUAAAAUGACAAUAUAACAAAUUCAGGCUUCAGUCGUAAAAAUGACUAGAUUAAAUUACAUAUUUAAAAAGAACACAAAAUAUAUGUAGUAACCUUUUCUAAAACGUUUUUGUGUUAACUCUCUGCUAAAUAACACCCCACAUCCAAAUUCUGACUGACAAGACUUUGAACUGAGUGCUCUGGUCUGUAAUAAAUGUAUAUGUUAAUUUUGUUUGUUUGGUUGUCAUUGGUUCUUUGUUAAUUAAUCCUAUUAUUAUUAUUAUUACAUAUUAUUUACAUAUUUUUUAAUCAUUAUGCAAGUGCUUGUUGAUAUUAUUUUGUUUGAAUUACUGUUUUUUGUUUUUGUUUUCAUGAUUCAGAAAGUAUUAUUAUUACUUUCCAAAAUUGGACCAACAUUUUACCUUGAAAAUAUUUUCAUUAACAAUAACUUGUUGUUUACAUGCAACUUUUGUCUUUGCUAAGUUUUUACAAAUCUCAUUCCUGAAACCACAAUAGUUGCAGCUAAUCAUGUCUCUAAUAUUAAUAACAUCUCUGAAAUAUAUGAUAACAACAUAUUUAGAUACUUUAGAAGAGACAAUGUUUAAUGAAAAUUCUAUGAUCCUGUAAUGGGAUUUCUUUUUCUUUUUUUGAUAAUCUGAAAGGGACUUUGGUAGCUUAGUAUCUAAAUAUUUAACUGGACUUAGACUAUUAUAAUAAAGUACAAUUCACAUGGCUAUCCAUAUUCAUUGAAAAGCAUGUUGCAGUAUUGCAUGAAUUUAUAACUGAAAUCUGGAGGCACCUAUAAUGAAAUAAAUAGGCAAUCGAUUGGGGUCCAGUUCCUAUGGACUUCUGUAGGUAGGAACUGAACCCAGGUGAAAAUAACCUAAUCAGACACCCCACUUUGCCAUAGUAAUCGUGUAACAAUGGUUAAUGAGGUAAUAAUACUGGCAACUCUUGCUUCAUACUAUGAUUAAACUGUAUGUUUUACUAGUCAUCUUUAUAUAUAGUGUAGAUCUAUUCAUAUUAUAUAGCAUGUUAUUAUCUUCUACCAUGUAAUACAAAUUUUUUUUAUAUCAGAUAUUUGAACACAAGUUGAUAAACUGACCUGGUUUUAAUCCACCAAUUAAACUAUGAUUGGCAUGAAACUUGGCAUGUUUGUUUCUUAGACACAUGAGUAACAGACUUCGAUUUUUUCAAGAUGGCAGCGAUGUCCUACUCAGUACCUGGUUCAUACUAUGCUCGUAAUUGUUUAUCACUUGCUUUGAUAUAUCUGAUACCAAGGAUAACAGUAUAUGAUUUUAUUUAGCACCUGUUAGUAUUUUUAAACUAAAAAUGGAAAGAUCAUUUGAAACCAGCUAUAGAUUAUUGUGUGGUAAAACUACUUAUAUUUUUCCUUAGAUCAAUAAAAAUUAAUUACUUGUUUCUGAUCAUUGUAUAAGAUUUUAUUUUUCCCUUUUCAUAACAUUCAAGAUGAACAAACAGGAUAGGUGAAAUAUUCUUGACAAACACAAACUGUAUUUCCAAAAGUUCAGCAAUAUUUAUCUAUCUAGAAACAAAAGGUACCUUUUGUGUAACCACAAAAGAUGAUAAGAAACUAGUACUUAACUUUGAUUGUCCUUAAUUAUGCGGUAUUUGUGUCAUAUGGUGUUCCAGAUGUCAAUACAUUUUUACCAAAAAAAGACCUCUGUGCUUUAUUAUUAUUUUUCAUACAUAUUUUGUUUGAAGCACAACGGCCUGUAUUUUAGCCGACAAUGUAGAAGCAAAUUUAUUGAAAAUAAAUAACUUAUUAGAUCUA
Molecule: messenger RNA, 6205 nt
Organism: Patella vulgata (common limpet)
Lineage: Eukaryota; Metazoa; Mollusca; Gastropoda; Patellidae
Product: zinc finger protein 559
Exons: 5
Coding region: 253-1812 (519 amino acids)
Biological process (GO): regulation of transcription by RNA polymerase II
Cellular component (GO): nucleus
Molecular function (GO): DNA-binding transcription activator activity, RNA polymerase II-specific; RNA polymerase II cis-regulatory region sequence-specific DNA binding
Source: RefSeq, a predicted model, not a curated record